AUGGAUGUGAAGUUAUUAAAACCAUCUGAAACACCUCCGGAACCUUCAGCUAAGCGGAAACCAACCGACGCCAAAGCGCUGUGCAUCAUUAGUGUAACUAGCGUACUAGCGAUCGCGUGCUUCACCAUGGGACUGUUCUUUCACAUCCACAAACCGACACAACUAAUCCUGGACGAUCGAUUAACCAUGCGCCAGUACAUGCCCUACUUCAAAUGGUGGCAGGACACGACGGAUGUUUUGGUUACAUGCCGGAUGUUCAUCUUUAACGUUACCAACUCCGACCGCUGGUUGCAUGGUUUGGACGACCAGCUGCACUUGGAGGAAAUCGUACCGAUCGUGUACCGUGAAAUACUGGAACACACCGAUGUGGUGUUUCACGAGCACAACUCCACGAUGUCGUACGUCACCAGGAGACGCCUGGAGUUCCUACCGGAACGGAACACCCCGGGCAUCCUAAACCGAACGAUUGUUGUACCCAACAUCUCGUUGCUGGGUGCAGCAGCGAAAGUAGAGGACGAUAGCUACCUUAAGAAGAAGGCUUUCAGUAUCGUCUACGCAGUGUCCGGCGAUAGCGUGUUUAGCCGGAUGACCAUCUACGACUAUCUCUGGAACACUAAGCCAACCUUUUUGGAGCAGGUCCGGAGAUUUGUACCCUCGAUGGUCCCGUCGGAUAAUGUGGGCAUCUUGAAAACGAUGUACGAGGACAGUGUCGAUCACGUCAAUGUGCUGUACGGAAAGCGUCACGGCCACCAGCGAUUCUUCGCGAUGAACACCUACGAGUACGAGCCUACGGUGCCAGGAUUCAGUCUGGCCGAGGGUGACUGUUUUGCGUCCAUCGUCAACUCGUCGGAGGGCGCAACCUAUCAGCAGUACCUGAACGAACAGUCCGUACUGAUCUACUGGCGUAAGACGCUGUGCCGAGCGGUUCCGCUGUACUUCGAUCGACGGGUGCCGAAAGGGUCCCUCACCGGGUACAAGUACGUCCUGCCGGACAGUUCAUACGAUCGCCUACCGAACAGCACGGCCGACUGCUACCAGGGACAGUACGGGCUGCUGGAGGACGGAAUGACCGAUACGUCCAAGUGUUCCCAUGAUGUUCCUAUUGUGGCUACGAGUCCUCACUUCUACGCGCGUAACUUCACCACGGGGCACAAAAUUACGGGCAUGAAGCCGAACCGGGAACUACACCACAGCUACAUCAUUGCGGACCCCUCGUUCGGCAUCCCGCUCGAUCAGUGCGCCCGAACGCAAACCAACCUGGCCAUUCCGAAGCUGACGCACUUUAACUGGGAAAUUUCACGAUUCAGCGAAAUGUUGAUACCGUUGUUUUGGAUUGAAUAUCAUCAAAAAGAACUGCCACCCUACAUCGUCAGAACUCUCGAAGCUUUCUACGUGUUGCGCGACGCGGAACCGUACCUACCGUACGCAUUGUAUCUGGCGUUUCUUCUGCUACUGGCAGUUGCGUUCCGGGAGGCGGCCAGGUUUCGGAUGCACGGCAAGGUGGUCCCAUCGAAGUGCCCCAAAAAGCAGCAGAUGACAAAGCACUAG
This is a messenger RNA of Anopheles coustani, 1548 nucleotides long. Its product is annotated as scavenger receptor class B member 1-like. The record is from RefSeq and is a predicted model, not a curated record. NCBI's taxonomy places the organism in Eukaryota, Metazoa, Arthropoda, Insecta, Diptera, Culicidae. The transcript is spliced from 7 exons. Gene Ontology annotation, molecular function: scavenger receptor activity. Bases 1 to 1548 code for a protein of 515 amino acids. Gene Ontology annotation, cellular component: membrane; cytoplasm.